This is a messenger RNA of Candidula unifasciata, 1509 nucleotides long. The record is from the annotation of a GenBank genome assembly. NCBI's taxonomy places the organism in Eukaryota, Metazoa, Mollusca, Gastropoda, Stylommatophora, Geomitridae.
AUGGUUUUAGCAGAUCUAGGUAGGAAGAUUACCUCAGCCCUGAAGUCACUCAGCAAUGCUACCAUCAUCAAUGAAGAGGUUCUUAAUGGCAUGCUUAAGGAAAUCUGUACUGCACUUCUGGAAGCAGACGUCAACAUUCGAUUGGUCAAACAGUUGCGGGAAAAUGUCAGAUCUGUGAUAGACUUUGAUGAGAUGGCAGGGGGUCUCAACAAGCGCCGCAUGAUCCAGUCUGCAGUAUUUAAGGAACUAGUCAAGCUGAUUGACCCUGGUGUAAAGGCAUGGCAACCCAGCAAAGGCAAGAGCAACGUCAUCAUGUUUGUGGGUCUGCAAGGCAGUGGCAAGACUACAACAUGUACAAAGCUGGCCUACUACUACCAGCGGAAAGGGUGGAAGACUUGUCUCAUCUGCGCCGACACUUUCCGUGCUGGGGCCUUUGAUCAGCUGAAGCAGAAUGCAACCAAAGCUCGUAUUCCCUUCUAUGGCAGUUACACAGAGAUUGAUCCGGUGGUGAUCGCCCAGGAGGGGGUGGAGAAGUUCAAGUCAGAAAACUUUGAGAUCAUCAUUGUGGACACCAGUGGUAGACACAAGCAGCAGGACUCGCUGUUCGAGGAGAUGUUACAAGUUGAACAGGCUAUAAAACCAGACAACAUCAUUUUUGUGAUGGAUGCCUCAAUAGGCCAAGCUUGUGAGGCUCAGGCCAAAGCUUUCAAGGACAAAGUUGAUGUGGCGUCGGUGAUCAUUACCAAGCUGGACGGGCAUGCCAAGGGUGGAGGUGCUCUUAGUGCAGUGGCUGCCACCAAAAGUCCUGUCAUCUUCAUUGGCACAGGCGAACACACAGAUGACUUUGAGCCUUUCAAAGUGCAGCCAUUUGUUAGCAAGUUGCUAGGUAUGGGUGACAUUGAGGGCUUGAUUGAUAAGGUCAACGAGUUGAAGCUUGACGAUAAUGAAGAACUCAUGAAAAAACUCAAGCAUGGCCAGUUCACCUUGAGAGACAUGUAUGAGCAGUUUCAGAACAUCAUGAAGAUGGGACCUUUCAGUCAGAUUAUGGGCAUGAUCCCUGGGUUCAGCUCGGACUUCAUGACCAAGGGCAGCGAGCAAGAGUCCAUGGCUAGGCUGAAAAAACUCAUGACCAUCAUGGACAGCAUGAAUGACCAGGGUAGCCUCGAGGGAGAAAAGCUGUUCUCCCGCUGUCCAGGCAGAGUUAAUCGUGUGGCUCGAGGUGCCGGUGUGUCAGGUCGGGAGGUCAAUGAGCUGCUGACGCAGUACAAGAAGUUUGCACAGAUGGUCAAGAAAAUGGGAGGAAUCAAAGGCCUCUUUAAAGGUGGUGAUAUGAACAGAAAUGUCAACCAAGGACAGAUGACCAAACUCAACCAGCAGAUGGCAAAGAUGAUGGACCCCCGUGUCCUACAGCAAAUGGGAGGAAUGCAAGGUCUACAGAGCAUGAUGAGGCAGUUCCAGCAAGGAGCUACUGGCAAAUUUGGCAACAUGUUUAACUUCACAGACAGAUAA